UUUGAAUGAGAGAGAGAGAGAGAGGGGAGCAGAACCAAUGUACAUCUAAACAAAACUCUGAUGAUUUCAGUUCGAUAUAAUAGUUUAUUAGUUGAGUUAUUUUAGAUAAAAUGAAGAUGAAGAUGCUGUGUCCGUUGGCUGUGGUUUUCGCAUCACUGAUCUGCGGUCAGGCUCAGCAGAGAGGUCUGUUUCCUGCUAUCCUGAACCUCGCCAGCAAUGCGGAGAUCUCCACCAACGCGACCUGUGGCGAACCCCUUCCCGAGAUGUACUGUAAACUAGUGGAGCACGUUCCCGGAAGACGAAUCCGUAACCCUCAGUGUCGGCUGUGUGACGCUAACAGCCAGAAUCCCAAAGAGCAACAUCCCAUCACGAACGCCAUCGACGGCACUAACCAGUGGUGGCAGAGCCCGAGCAUCAAGAACGGGCGUCAGUUCCACUGGGUCACCAUCACCCUGGACUUACGACAGGUCUUCCAGGUCGCCUACGUCAUCAUCAAGGCGGCGAACUCCCCGCGACCCGGGAACUGGGUUCUGGAGCGCUCUCUGGACGGGCGGGACUUCCAGCCGUGGCAAUACUACGCCAUCAGCGACACCGAGUGUCUGACCCGCUACAACGUCACGCCACGCCUCGGCCCGCCCACGUACAAGAGGGACGACGAGGUCAUCUGCACAUCUUAUUACUCGCGACUGGUGCCGCUGGAGCACGGAGAGAUCCACACGUCUCUGAUUAACGGGCGUCCCAGCGCUGACGAUCUGACCCCAGAACUGCUGGACUUCACCUCGGCUCGGUUCAUUCGCCUGCGCCUGCAGAGGAUCCGGACGCUCAACGCCGACCUCAUGACCCUCAGCUACCGCGACCCCCGAGACGUCGACCCCAUCGUCACGCGCCGGUAUUAUUACUCCAUCAAGGACGUCUCGGUGGGCGGGAUGUGCAUCUGUUAUGGCCACGCCCAGAGCUGCCCAUGGGACCCCGUUACCAAGAAACUGAAGUGUGUGUGUGAGCACAACACUUGUGGUGAGAGCUGUAAUGAGUGUUGCCCUGGAUACCAUCAGGAGCCGUGGCAACCAGGAACGCUUUCUAAAGGAAACACAUGCGAGAAGUGUAAUUGUCACAACAAGGCCGACGACUGUUUCUACAACCAGACGGUGGCGGAUCUGAGGCUGAGCUUGAACACGCAGGGCCGGUUUGCGGGUGGAGGAGUGUGUGUGAACUGCUCCCAGAACACCGCGGGAGUGAACUGCCAAACCUGUGCCGACGGAUACUACAGACCACACCAGGUGUCUCCGUACUCCGACAGCCCGUGCGUUGAGUGUGAGUGUGACGCGAGAGGUUCAGCGACCCCCGUGUGCAUCAGAGACGAUGAUCACGCGACCCUCGACACAGGUCUGUCUGCAGGUCAGUGUGUGUGUAAGGAGGGUUUUGCGGGCGAGAAGUGUGACCGCUGUGCGUUCGGCUUCAGAGAUUUCCCACAAUGCACUCGCUGCGAGUGUAACCUGGAUGGAAGCCACAACAGCGACCCCUGCAAGGAGUGUGUGUGCAAGGAUAACGUGAUGGGCUCGAACUGUGAUCUGUGUAAGCAGGGUUUCUAUAACCUGCAGGCCAGUAAUCCCGAGGGCUGCACCGAGUGUUUCUGUUUCGGCGUGUCAGACGUGUGCGAGAGCUCGACCUGGUUCACCAGCUCGGUGGUUCACCGAGACGCGCUCCUCCUUCGGUCUCCUCAGAGCUCCAGCAUCUUCACAUCUCAGAUCUCAGACGAGAACAUGAUCGUGUCCAACGGCUCGGUGUCCGCAGGCGUCCCGUCGCUGUGGUCGUGGGCCGCGCCGGAGCCGUUCCUCAACAACAAGCUGACGUCGUACGGCGGCUUCUUGAACUACAGCGUUGCGUACGACACAUCUGAGGAGAACGUGGUCAAAACGCUGAGCUCAGAUUUCAGUGUAAUAAUUGAGGGUAACGGGCGAACGCUGAGACAGACGCCGUCCUCUCGCCUGCUUCUGAACGCUCACACCGAGCAGCUGGUCUCGAUGCGCAUUCUCCCGCACGCGUUCACCGACGCCCACAGCGGCAGGAGCGUUCAGCGGGACGAGCUAAUGACGCUGCUAGCGGAUGUCGCCGCGCUACGGGUUCAAGCUCAGCUGGAGGCUAGCGCUGAGGGAACGCUACGGUUGAGUGGCGUGUCUCUAGGAGUUGCGGACACACACUCCGGUCCGGCUAAACUCCCUCUGGAUGUGGAGCAGUGCGAGUGUCCGUGGGGAUAUUCAGGAUCUUCCUGCGAGUACUGUAUUCCCGGGUUUUAUCGGGUCGGUGGGAUUCUGUUCGGAGGAAACUGUCUUCAGUGUGAGUGUAACGAUCACGCCAGCGAGUGCGACAUCAACGGAGAGUGUCUGGACUGCAAACACAACACCCGCGGGCCGCACUGCGAUCUCUGCGAUCCGGGCUUCUAUGGAGACGCCAGUGAGGGAACGCCAGACGACUGCCGGAGAUGCUCCUGUCCACUCACACUGGAGUCUAACAAUUUCAGCCCCACGUGUGUGCUUCAGCGUCCCGGAGAGGUCGUGUGUGAUCAGUGUCCGCUGGGAUACGCCGGACACAAGUGUGAGAGGUGUGCGGACGGUUACUACGGCGACCCGACGGUCCCGGGCCAGCGCUGCUCGGUGUGUGAGUGCAACGGGAACGUGGACCGGUCUGAAGCGGGCCACUGCGACGGGCUCACGGGCGAGUGUGUGAAGUGUGUGUUCAACACGGCGGGCCGGCACUGCGAGCGCUGCCAGGACGGGUUCUACGGGGACGCCGUCACACACAAAAACUGCCAGGCCUGCGGUUGCUAUGGUAACGGGUCUCUGUCCGCCGUCUGUAACGUCAUCACGGGUCAGUGUGAGUGUAAAGCCAACGUCGUCGGACAAACGUGUGACCGCUGUCUGGCUGGUUAUUAUGGUAUUAACAGUGGCGAUGGCUGCAGACUGUGUGAAUGUAACCAAUCGGGCUCUGUGUCUGGGUCAUGUGACGAGGAGGGGCGGUGCCGAUGCAUCACUGGAGUGACAGGUGACAAAUGUGAUCGAUGUCAGCGCGGAUAUUACAACUUUAGAGAGAACGGAUGCACACCGUGUGACUGCGCACACACACACGGGAACUGUAACGCAGAGACGGGCGAGUGUAUCUGCCCUCCACACACACACGGGCCGAAGUGUGAAGAGUGUGAGGAAGGUCACUGGGGUCACGACGGCGUGUCCGGCUGUAAGGCGUGUGACUGCAGUCCUGUCGGCUCGAACUCGUCUCAGUGUGAUCUGCUGUCGGCUCAGUGUCGCUGCAACACACACUUCUCCGGCCUCAAGUGUGACCGCUGCGCUUUGGGCUUCAGAAACUUCCCAGAAUGCACCGCCUGCGACUGCGACCCGGCCGGCACGCGCGAGGACUUCUGCGACGGCUCGCUGGGAGUGUGUGGGUGUGAGGAUCACGGACGGUGUUCCUGCAAGGAGAAUGUGGGCGGCAGGGGAUGUGACGAGUGCAAGAGCGGGACGUUCGGUCUGACGGCGGAGAACCCGUCCGGCUGCAGUCCGUGCUUCUGCUUCGGGGUGUCCAGUGUGUGUGAGGAGCUGAGCGGCCUGAUCCGAGUGCCGGUGGCGCUGGGUCCUGCCCCGCCGCUGCUGCGUGUCGUGUCUCAGAGUGACCAGCAGGGGACGCUGGAGGGCGUUUAUUACUCGCAGGAGGAGAUGCUGUUGGACGCGGCUCACCUGCACAGUCUGUCUGUGCUCACCGGACCCUUCUACUGGAGACUGCCGCCCAAAUACCACGGUAACAAGCUGCUGUCGUACGGAGGAAGACUCUCCUUCACCAUCGCCUUCUUCGCUCUCGAUGGCGUCGGGCUGGCCAAUCACGAGCCUCAGGUUCUGAUGAGGGGCGGACACCUGCGCAAGUUAGUCAUCUACACCGACGCUCCCGCGCCGCAGAACGGCGUCCGCACCGAACAGGAAGUUCCUCUGACCGAGCACAAGUGGAAGUAUUUCAACUCCGUGUCGGAUGAAGCCGUGAGCCGCGCCGACUUCAUGUCUGUGCUGAGUAACGUGGAGUACGUCCUCAUCAAAGCCUCGUACGGAUCCGGACUGCAGCAGAGCCGGAUCUCCAACAUCUCGCUGGAAGUGUCUCUGGAUGCGGAUGACGUCCCCGAGGGAGGAGCCGGAGGAGUGGCUCGACUGGUGGAGGCGUGCGAGUGUCCGCUGGGAUACGCCGGGCUCUCGUGUCAGGAGUGCUCUCCGGGUUAUUACCGGCAGGCCGUGUCCGAGCUCAACAUGAAGGGCCGAGACCGGCCGCUCAUCCGGCCCUGCGUCCCGUGCCGGUGCAACAACCACAGUGUGUCAUGUGACCUGGAGACGGGCCAAUGUCUGGGAUGCCAGCACAACACCGCAGGAGAGCACUGUCACCUGUGCGCCGCAGGGCAUUAUGGGAAGGUUCAGGGUUCGGUCAGCGACUGCUCGCUGUGUGCCUGUCCACUGCGAGGUCAAAGCUUCAGCACCACGUGUGUGUUAGAGGGCGCUGGAGAUUUCCGCUGCGACCGCUGUGAGGAGGGAUACGAGGGCCGCUACUGUGAGAGGUGUUCGGUGGGUUACCAUGGCGACCCGUCGGAGCCGGGCGGCCGGUGUCAGGUGUGCCGGUGUAACGGGACCGGGUCGGUGCACGGUGUGUGUGACGGACGCACGGGCCGGUGCGAGUGCAAGCCUGGGGUCAGAGGUCAUCUGUGUGACCAGUGUGAGGAGAGACACGUGCUGGUCAGCGAGCAGUGUGUGUCGUGUGAUGACGGAUGCACAGGACUGCUGUUGGACGAUCUGGACUCUCUAGACGGGUCAGUCGCGUCCCUAAACCUGUCGGGUGUCAUCAUCGCCCCCUACAGCCAGCUCUUGACGCUCGAGAACCAGACCCGAGAGGUCAAGAGUUUGAUGUCGUGGGAUCAGAGCCCAGAUCAUCACCUGACCGCAGGAGAGCGAAGCUUGAGACGCCUGAGCGAUGGCAUCACUGACCUGCAGCAACAGGUCCAGAGUGUGUUGGAUGGCAGUGAAGCGGUGCUGCUGAAGGCUGAGGAGAAGCUCUCGCUGGGCAAACAGCUGCUGGAGCUCAUCAGGAACACUCACUCCGCCAUCACCGGCCUGACGGAGCAGGUUCGCUCUGUGAACGUGACGACGGACGCUGAUCUCGACGGCACGAACGACACGUUCCUGAUGGAGGAGAUGAACGCGACGCUGGAGAGGAUCAGGACCGUCAGUCUGACACACUGCAGUGCGACUGCGCAGCGCCAACUCAGUUCUGCAGUGUCUGUUCUGCGGAGGGUUCAGGAGGAGAUUGCACAUCCGCUCGUACAGAACCAGUUCAGACUGGAGAACAUCUCCUCCACCCUCGGGAGACUCGAGCGUCAGAUCCUGCAGAUCCAGGAGAUCAUCAACACGAGCGAGAGCCACAAUAACCAGAGCCGUCGCCUGACGGAGCAGAUCCAGACCAGCCUGAGCCGGCUCGCGAUCUCCAGCAACAAUGUCAACAAUCUGAACCAGGAAGUAGAAACACAAGUACAGGAAGCUCAAGACCUGCUGAGUGAUGCCCUCAAUAUAGCAGAAAACAUGGACAACGGGACGGAUACUCUGGAUGAGAUGAAGAACCAUCUUGAAGGCUGGAGUGUGAAUCUCAGGAAGCAUGUGGACACUUUAGUGAUGGAUUUGACCAAAAGAGACGCCCUGCAGAUGGUGUACCGGGCCGAGGAUCACGCGCAAGCCCUCAGCAAACAGGCACAAGCCCUUAACAGUUCUCUAUCCGAGGUCAGAUCUGCAUCAGUGAACGCGACCAGCGUCAGUCAGACCAACAGCAACAUCAGAGAAAACAUUCAGAUGGCGGGAGAUCUGGCUCACGCCGCCAAUCACAGCGCAAGCUCCGCCCUCAAUCUGACGUCGGAGCACUCGCUCACUGCGCAGGGGACGAGGGCGCUCCGGGCGAGCGGGGAGAUUCGGGACGCCAGCGGAGCCCUGGACACACUCACUGCAGGGCUGGUGUUUAACGUCACUGAAGUAACUAGCAGGUUGAGUCGAGUUAGAGCGAAUGUUCAGAACUUCACUCAUUUGCUCCCAGAAGCCAUCAGUGUCCUGAGAAACCUGCCGAACGGCAGCAGAGACGAGGUCCUGGAGGCGCGGCGACGGGCGGAAGCGGUGAACGCGACGCUACAGAGAGCGCUGCGGCGGCUGGAGGAUUACCGCGUGAAGCUAGACGCGUCGUUCUCCGCGGUCGAGUCGGUGAACACCAGCAGCCGGAGCAACAGCCGCCUCAUCCGAGACUCAGAGGAGGCCGCCAGCGCGGCGUCCUCUCGGCUGACCGAGGCCCAUCUGAAGGCGGAGCGGCUGUUCGAGCGGCUGAAGCCUCUGCAGACUCUGGGAGAAACCCUGAGCAGGAACCUGUCGGACAUCCGAGAACUGAUCAACCAGGCCCGCAAACAGGCGGCUUCGAUUAAAGUGGCGGUCUCGGCCGAGCGGGAGUGUGUGAGAGCGUACAGACCCGAGGUGACGUCCAGCAACUUCAACACACUCACGCUGACCGUGAAGACCUCGGACCCGGACAACCUGCUCUUCUACAUGGGCGGCGGCGCCGGCGAGGAUUUCCUGGCGUUGGAGACGCGUGACGGGAAGGUAUCGUUCCUCUGGGACACGGGAUCAGGACACACCCGACUGGAGUAUCCCGCCGUUCAGAUCAACAACGACAAGUGGCACCGGAUCAAUGCAACGCGGUUCGGGAGACACGGGACCCUCAGCGUCCAGCAGACGGACUCGGACCCUCUCCCCGCAGUGAAGAUCUCUGCGUCCGGUCUCUCCACCGUCAUGGACGUCAGCGGAUCCACACGCGUGUUCGUUGGGGGACUCGGUGCUCAGGUCAAGAAACCCCCAGCGGUGAGAGCGACCCAGUUCAGAGGCUGUAUGGGCGAAGCGUCGCUCAACGAGAACAACAUCGGCUUGUGGAACUACGCGGAGAGACAGGGCGAGUGUGGCGGCUGCUUCAUGAGUCCCCGCACUGAGGACACUUCGUUCCACUUGGACGGCAGCGGCUUCUCUGUGGUCCAGAAGUCUCUGCGCUCGAUGUCCACCAGCGUCGUCAUGUUCUUCAGGACUCUCUCUCCCAACGGCCUGAUGCUGUACCUCGCCUCCAACGGCACGAGAGACUUUCUAUCCGUCGAGCUGGUGGAAGGCAAGGUUCACCUGACCUUUGAACUGGGCUCAGGCGCACUCACCAUGACCUCGAACAGGACAUACAACACCGGAUCCUGGUACAGAAUCGCCCUGCAGAGGAACAAGCGCAAAGGUCAUCUAUCGGUGAUGGCCGCGGAUAACCCGUCCGAGAGAGAGGUCAUGGAGGCGGAGUCACCGGGUUUGGCCUCUGACCUCAAUCGCUCCGACCUCGACCCCAUUUACAUCGGUGGAUUGCCAGCCUCUCGACCAAUCAGGCGGCAGGUCGUCGCUCGCUCUUUUGUCGGCUGUAUGAAGAACGUUGAAAUCGCUCGUACAAACUUCGACCUGCUCAGGGAGGCGUACGGAGUGAAGAAAGGCUGUGUCCUCAAGCCCAUCCGCAGCGUGUCUGUGUUCGGCAGUGGUUUUCUGGAGAUGCCCGGUGUUCUGCUGGGUUCCCACACGGAGAUCAUGAGCAGCUUCUCCAGCACACGGGAUCACGGGAUCAUCCUGGCGGGAUUCAGCCGAUCCGCGGGACGCUCGCGCCGACAGACGCCACAGCCGUUCCUGCUCGUGAUGCUCGUGUCCGGAUUGGUGGAGGUCCAUGUGGGCGUGGCAGAGGGUGGAGCCGUGCACAAAGCCGUCGUCCAAUCACAGAACAGCUCCUUCAGUGACGGAAAGGAGCAUUCGCUCGUACUGCAGAGGAACAAAAGGUCGAUCUCAGUGCUGGUGGACGAGCAGAACCCGGUGGUUCUGAAGCUGGGCUCGUCUGCAGAGAAAGCUCUGGCUCUGGGCCGGCUCUUCUUCGGUGGUGUUCCUCCAGGAGAACGAGCUGUUGCUCCGGGAUCCUCCGACUCCUUCUAUGGCUGCAUCAGGAACGCAGCAGUGGACGGCACGUUGCUGGAUCUGUCCGGCGCACUGCACUACGAGCACGUGGACAUGAACAGCUGUUUACUGGAGGAGAGACCCAAACGUAUGCUUCUACCUGACGACCUGGAGGCGGAGCCGACCUCUGACCCCUCCACACGACCCCUGACCCCCGCGGCAGAGCUGAGCGCACUCACACCGGGCAGCAGCAGCUGUGCGGCCCCGGACCAAACAAACACCAUCCCAGAAUCCCGCCAGUUCGGACUGUCCCGACACAGUCACAUGAUCAUGGGCUUCAAGAAUAAGACCGUCAGAACCAGUUUCGUGGUGAAGCUCUCUGUGCGGACGUUCGCUCACAACGGGCUUCUGUUCUACAUGGCUAAUGCUAACCAGCAGGAUUACGCGGUUCUGCAGCUUCAGACGGGCCGUCUGGUUCUGUCAUGUGACCUGGGUCGAGGUCCCGCCAGCGCCACGAUCCCUGCUGGCAUCAGCGACGGCCUCUGGCACACCGUGAAGGCCGAGUUCAGUAAGAAGUCAGUGAUGGUCAGUGUGGACAGCAGUGACUCCGACCGCAUCUCCACUAAAGGACACACACUCGACGUCGAGGGGAAGUUGUACCUCGGAGGAAUUCCUUCCACAUACACAGCCAAGAGGAUCGGAAACGUCACACACAGUCUGGCAGCGUGUCUUCAGGACGUGACUCUGAACGGUGUGCGUAUGGACCUGAACGGGCCACUGGUGGCGGAUGGGACGAGCUCCUGCUUUAGUGGCGCUCAGGACGGGACCUUCUUCAGUGGAGGCGGAUACGCAGCUUUCAUGAAGGAGGGCUAUAACGUGGGCUCGGACGUGACGGUGAGUCUGGACUUCCGCUCCACGGCUCCCGACGGAAUUCUGUUGGGUAUCAGCAGCACGAAAGUGGAUGCCAUCGGCCUGGAGCUGAUCAACGGACAGGUGGUAUUCAGCGUGAAUAAUGGCGCGGGCCGUAUCUCGGCGACCAGCAGGAACAGCGGGUCCAUGUGUGACGGGCGCUGGCGGACCCUGGUGGCCAACAAGCAGAAGCACAGCUUGAGUCUGACCGUCGACGGCGUGACGGUGACCGUGGAGAACCCGUACUCAUCAUCCACAUCGGCCGAGACAAAAAACCCCAUCUAUGUGGGCGGACAUCCAGCUGAGGUGAAGCAGAACUGUCUUCGCACCAGAGAGUCGUUCCGCGGUUGCAUGAAGAACCUGCGCGUCUUCAAGGGUCACGUGACUGACGUCCUGGACUUCAGCGCCGCGUUCACACACACGCAUGUGUUUCCUCAUUCCUGCCCUGCAUAAAACCGUAAUUAAUCUUGUCCUGAGAAUAAUCCUAGAGAUUUUACCCAAAAGGUAAAAUUUUACAAUAAGGUCUCAUUUGUUAACAACUUUUAUUUUUGAAUAGUAAAAUCAAAUUGUUAAUUUUUAUGUUAGUUCACAGUGCAUCCAUUUGAUUUUAAAAACGUUUAACAUUUAAGAGUUUUACAUUGUUCAAGUUAACUGAAACCUUAUUGUGACGGUUUACCAGGUUUGAUACUUGUUAAUAAAAUGCAACUCAUUUCUUA
Molecule: messenger RNA, 9634 nt
Organism: Pimephales promelas (fathead minnow)
Lineage: Eukaryota; Metazoa; Chordata; Actinopteri; Cypriniformes; Leuciscidae
Gene: lama1
Product: laminin, alpha 1
Biological process (GO): regulation of embryonic development; tissue development; blood vessel morphogenesis
Cellular component (GO): basement membrane
Molecular function (GO): signaling receptor binding; extracellular matrix structural constituent
Source: RefSeq, a predicted model, not a curated record